GUUAGCAUCAGCCCCGCGAGCUACAGGGGUUAGCAUCAGCCCCGUGAGCUACAGGGGUUAGCAUCAGCCCCGGGAGCUACAGGGGUUAGCAUCAGCCCCACGAGCAGGAGAUCCGAUCCGACCCGAGACUGAGACUAAACCUGAGGAACCGUCUGAGAGUGGGACCCCCGAACCGGACCGGGUCGCGGGGGUGGGGUCUACAUCUGGGGUCUGGUACCUGGUCUGGUUCGGGGCUCUUUAGGCCGGAUGUUGUCCCUACCCCCGGGACGGGCUGAGACCCGGUCUGAGUGAGGGUCCGGUCUGAGUGAGGGUCCGGUCUGAGUGAGGGUCUGAGUGAGGGUCCGGUCUGAGUGAGGGUCUGAGUGAGGGUCCGGUCUGAGUGAGGGUCUGAGUGAGGGUCCGGUCUGAGUGAGGGUCCGGUCUGAGUGAGGGUCCGGUCUGAGUGAGGGUCCGGUCUGAGUGAGGGUCCGGUCUGAGUGAGGGUCCGGUCUGAGUGAGGGUCCGGUCUGAGUGAGGGUCCGGUCUGAGUGAGGGUCCGGUCUGAGUGAGGGUCCGGUCUGAGUGAGGGUCCGGUCUGAGUGAGGGUCCGGUCUGAGUGAGGGUCCGGUCUGAGUGAGGGUCCGGUCGGGGCGCGUCAGGGAGAGCCGUAGCCCACCGCCCGCUCAGGGUUUAGCAGAGUGACCUCUGACCCCUGUGCCCCCCAGCGCCCACCGCCCCCAUCGCCAACGGGAAGCUGCCCCCGCCCCCGGCGGCCUCGGCCGAGGAGGCGCUGGAGGCCACCGAGGUCCCGGAGCCCCCCCCCAGCCUGGAGGCCCGGCCCGGGCCCCUGGGGCCCUUCACCGAGCACGUCUUCACCGACCCCCCGCCCCGCCUGGGGGACGCUGGCGACCGGACGGUGCCGUCCAAAGAAGACCCCUCGGCCCCCCCGGACACCGAGGAGGGGGGCGAGGACGCCAAGAACUGCACCAGCGUGGCCCCCACCAUGUGGCUGGGGGCCCAGAACGGCUGGCUCUAUGUCCACUCUGCGGUCGGUAACUGGAAGAAGUGUCUCCACUCCAUCAAACUCAAGGACUCAGUGCUGAGCUUGGUGCAUGUGAAGGGGCGUGUCCUGGUUGCCCUUGCCGAUGGGACCCUCGCCAUCUUCCAUCGCGCUGAGGAUGGGCAGUGGGACCUCUCCAACUACCACCUGAUGGACCUGGGACGCCCCCACCACUCCAUCCGCUGCAUGGCCGUGGUCCACGACAAGGUGUGGUGCGGCUACAAGAACAAGAUCCACGUCAUCCAGCCCAAGAGCAUGCAGAUCGAGAAGUCGUUUGACGCCCACCCCCGCCGGGAGAGCCAGGUGCGGCAGCUGGCCUGGAUCGGGGACGGGGUCUGGGUCUCCAUCCGGCUGGACUCCACGCUGCGGCUGUACCACGCGCUCACACACCAGCACCUCCAGGACGUGGACAUAGAGCCCUACGUCAGCAAGAUGCUGGGCACCGGCAAGCUGGGCUUCUCCUUCGUGCGCAUCACGGCGCUCCUGAUUGGAGGGAACCGUCUGUGGGUGGGGACGGGGAACGGCGUGGUCAUCUCCAUCCCGCUCACCGAGACCAAUAAGGUGUCGCCGACGUCGUCCGGGGGCGUGAUCCACGUGUACGGCGACGACAGCUCGGAGAAGAGCAGCGGCGGCAGCUUCAUCCCGUACUGCUCCAUGGCGCAGGCGCAGCUCUGCUUCCACGGCCACAGAGACGCCGUCAAGUUCUUUGUGUCGGUGCCAGGCAACGUGCUGGCCACCCUGAACGGCAGCGUGCUGGACAGCCCGUCGGAGGCCCAGGGGUCCUCGGCCCCCCCGGAGACGGAGGCCCAGAGCGUGCAGAACGUCCUGGUGCUCAGCGGCGGCGAGGGCUACAUCGACUUCCGCAUCGGCGAUGGGGAGGACGAUGAGACGGAGGAGGGCGGCGGGGAGGCGGGCCCGGCGCCGCAGAUGAAGCCGGCGCUCUGCAAGGCGGAGCGGAGCCACAUCAUCGUGUGGCAGGUGUCCUACGUCCCCGAGUGACCUGCCCCUCCUCCACCCAGCUCCACCUCCUCCACCCAGCUCCUCCUCCUCCACCCAGCUCCUCCUCCUCCACCCAGCUCCUCCUCCAGCUCCUCCCCCUCCUCCUCCAGCUCCUCCUCCUCCACCACCACCCUGCUACCCAUCAUCUAAAGAUUAUUAAACCCAUUGCCGUGACGCCCAGGAGACUGUGGGGGGGUCCUCCGUAUCGACUGUAUCUACUCCCCCUUUACUCCUACCUUGUAACUAGACUUCUUGCCUUGUAAGUAACCCCCCCCCCCCCCCCCCCUCCUUAAUGUAACCACGGCAACGGCCCUGGUCCCCAGCAUCAUAACCCCUCUGUAUAAACUCCUGGCAGCUCGCUGUAACUCCUGUAUGACCUCCGACCUGUCCUGCAUCCCCCCCCCCCCCGAUGGUUAUCAGGCCCACCCCAGGCCAUGCCUGAUUGGCUGUUGACAUGUAGAGGAAGCUCACUGAUUGGUGGGGAGCUGUAACGAGUGUCAGGCGGUUUGGUAAUGAAGGCAGCCAUGAGAUCGUCUGAUUAAGGUCAGAGCGACGAGGCCCAGAGGGCGAGGAACCAAACAGAACACAACGGCCAUUCCUCAAAUCUUUAGUCAUGUUUCAAUUCUGUGAAACAAAACCUUAAUCUGCCCCCAAUAGUCGAAUAUGAAACGCUAGUUUGGUUAAUUAAUCUGCUCUCUGUCCUCAUGAAGCCUAACGUGCUGCUGACCUCACCGGUCAGACCAGGUGGUCGUGGUCACACCUUCAUGGUCACAGCACACCUCCGUCAGACCACCUGGUCUGACCGCACCGGUCAGACCAGGUGGUCGUGGUCACAGCACACCUCCGUAAGGCUGGCCUGUUGCCGUAGCAGCCAGCGGGACGGACCAGGCUAGUGUAGUAGCUAAACCAAAGCGUGGAGGAGGAGCCGUCUGAGGGGUCCCAGGGCGGAGCUCAUUACCUCGCCUCCCUCGGUCCAGGAGGGGCGUGUCAGCAUGUUGUCUGGGCGACGCCCACUACAGGGUUCACUGUAAAUCUCCCCGCCAAGGCCCCGCCCCCUUGUUCAGUAUGGAAUCGUGUAUGUUUAUCGCUAUCUCUGUGGAUUAAAUAUUAAACAUUUGUGCGCUGAAAAAACUA
This is a messenger RNA of Gadus macrocephalus (Pacific cod), 3172 nucleotides long. RefSeq names its product mitogen-activated protein kinase 8 interacting protein 3 (gene mapk8ip3). Gene Ontology annotation, cellular component: cytoplasm. Gene Ontology annotation, biological process: vesicle-mediated transport. The coding region runs from base 983 to 2038 and encodes 351 amino acids. The record is from RefSeq and is a predicted model, not a curated record. Gene Ontology annotation, molecular function: JUN kinase binding; MAP kinase scaffold activity; kinesin binding. NCBI's taxonomy places the organism in Eukaryota, Metazoa, Chordata, Actinopteri, Gadiformes, Gadidae. The transcript has 10 exons.